CUAGGUGGCACCUUCUUAAGCAAGUAGCCUUGCCAACACCUUAACUGGCCCCAGGAAAUUAAUUUCCGACAUCUAACCUCCAGGACCAUAAAAAAUAAACCUGUGGCAAUUUGUCACAGAUGCAAUAGAAAACACAUGCUAUCCACUUGCCUGGAGCUGUUUUCUCAGCUUCAGCAUGCACUAUUUGUCAUACUGCUUCAAAAAAUAAUAAUAAAAACCACUAUCUCACUAAGUCUGCAGAAUUCUAAAACCAUAGGCUUCCUCAGCAAUUCUACCAGCCCCCAAGAUGUGUGCCAGGUGAAGGGGAGGGCAAGGGUCAGCUCUUCCUGUGGAUGAGAAAGCAGAGGAAAGCCACUGUGGUGGGCAUUGCUAAUUUUAACCAUGGCCUUCACACAUGAGCACUCAUGGUAUCUCAGGGCCAAGGCAAGGGCCUCCUUGAUCAAUUCAAGGUCAGAGUGAAAGCCAAGUGGUGUAGGUGGUGUGGUUUGGGCUGAAAGUCCACAUGGAAGAGUAGUGUUCUUUGUAAUUGCAUCCUCAAGUGAAACAGAAAAUAUCCACAAUUCACCAGCCAUCUUAGUAGCGAGCCUGUCUUAAGCUGUGUUUUCUGCACAGAUGGAGGGAGAGGAGAUGGGAGGGUAACAAUAAGAGAAUUUGGCUAGAAAGGAGGUAGCAGGAGAGAGAGAACGGACCGAACAUAGGGUCAAGGAUUCAGACCACACAGGACAGAGACUGGAGGGAGUGUGGGAGGGUGUUUGGUUUGUUAGAUUUUUCUCAAGGAUAGCAGGGCCUGGGGAAGCUUGAGGGUAGAGAGCAUCAGAAACCAAACACAGAUGAGGAAUGAGAUAGCUGGACUGGGAAGGACUGCCAGCUGGAGUCAAUGCCUUCUGAAUGCACCACAGGACAGGGCUAGGAUCCAUGGGCUGCAAGAGAGCCUCCUCUGUAGGAUGAAGUCAGCACAGGCCUUUUGAAUGUGCCAUGGGACAGGGCUAGGAUCCAUGGGCUGGGAGACAGCCUUCUCUGCAGCAUGAAGUCAGUACAAAGCAGGGUGCAAGUUCCUCCCACUGCUCUAUGUGGUACCACAAGGGCCUGUGUAAAAGCCCCACGGCUCUGGACACAGGAACACCAGCCUACUCUUUCUCAGUUACCAAACUGUGGAUGUGUCUUUCACAAGGCUGCUGAGAGUAGAGCACGGGUUUGCCCUGCUCUGAAGUGGAGGCCAGAAAGGGAGAAACUUUGUUUUAUCCUAAGAAUUGCAGCUGGAGGGCAGCUACAAUAGAAGCUCUGAGAGACUCUCUCCAUCUCUGUCUGUCUCUGUCUCUGUCUCUGUCUCUCUCUCUCUCUCUGUCUCUCUCCUUUGCCAUCUCUAAGCCAUGGAUUUCCUCUGGUUGAGGUGGUUCCUCAUGUGGAUGAGGCUGGCCCACCAGGCUGGAGAGCAAGAGAGGCAACUCAAGGUUACACCUGGCACUUCUACCUAGACCCUAUGGCCACCCCUUACUGCAGGGAGGUGGGGAGGCACAGCUCCACUGGGAAGCCCUCUGUCAAAGGAAUCAUGGGAGAGUCUAGCUCUGAAAACCAGAAGAGUAAAUGUCAUCGGACAAGUAGCCACAUCUGUGGUGGUCUUAAGACCUAAGCAUGAGUAGCUAUGAACUGUAGCUCCACACCUAGGCAUGUGACUAUACCUAACUGAGCUCUGUUCUGUAUCAUGAGAACAAGGCCCAUGGGGCUUGCCAUGCGUGAGGGCCCAGUGAAGAGCAAGCUACAGCUGUGGGAAUACAGGAUGGGAACAUAGUGGGCAUGCUCCACCUGCCAUUCUGCUUCCUCACCCCUCUUGUGCCCUAGGGAAGCCACAGUACCUACAUAUUGGGGAGGAGAUUGAUGGUGUUGACAUGCGGGCUGAGGUUGGGCUCCUGACUCGGAACAUCGUGGUGAUGGGAGAGAUGGAGGACCAAUGCUACCCCUACACCAGCCACAUCUGUGACUUCUUUGACUUUGAUACCUUUGGGGGUCACAUCAAGUUUGCUCUGGGGUUUAAAGCAGCCCACUUGGAGGGCGUGGAGCUAAAGUACAUGGGGCAGCAGCUGGUGGGCCAGUACCCAAUUCACUUUCACCUUGCUGGAGACUUGGAUGAAAAGGGAGGCUAUGACCCUCCUACGUACAUCAGGGACCUCUCCAUCCACCAUACAUUCUCUCGCUGCGUCACUGUGCAUGGCUCCAAUGGCCUGUUGGUAAGUGCCUGCUGGAAGGGUAUCCUAUCUAGAGACUUAGGCUGUGUGGGGGAGAUCUUGUGCUGUGCUUUCUCACCUACUUUCGGUGUGAACUUGGCCAGAUGACUGAAUCAGUCAAAUCUUCCAGUUCCUCCUGUGAGCCCUGCAGAACAGUGUUACCUUUUAGUUUGCUUGGGUAGAAGAUGAGAGUGAAACAUUCCUAGUUGUGUUGUCCUAGCAGCCCAUCUUCAGAGCAUGGAGUCCAGGUAUUGCCACAGAACAGGCUGGCUUUAGGGAACUGAGCAGGCAUGUGGAACAUUCAACCAGGACAGUAUGGGGAGCCAGCCCCUCAGUGAGAAACAGGCUUCUGGAGCUGGCAAGGGCCAGCUCAGGAGUCUGGGUUAAUUCAGUUAGGUGGGGGAAUCAAGAGACUUGUGGUAGGAAAGGGAAGACAGUGAGU
This is a messenger RNA of Cricetulus griseus (Chinese hamster), 2664 nucleotides long. NCBI's taxonomy places the organism in Eukaryota, Metazoa, Chordata, Mammalia, Rodentia, Cricetidae. The record is from RefSeq and is a predicted model, not a curated record.